AUGGUACGCCGCAAGAUAACUCGAUAUGGUGAUUGGGAGUCUCCCAUCACCCAAAAUCUGGUCACAGCCAAGGCCAGGAAAUUCACCUCUCCCCGAAUUUCGCGACCAACCGGCAGGGUCUUCUUCGCGGAGAGCCGAGAAGAUGGUACUAUGACGAUAAGCGAAGUCCUGCCAGACGAUGUCAAAGAUCGGCUGCCAGCUCAGUUCUCGGCCUCUAACAAGGUCUACGAGUACGGAGGAUCGGCAUUCGAUGCACUUCCGAGUGGGCGCGUCAUCUUCUCUAACAGCGACAAUUCAGUCCAGAUUCUGGAUCCAGACACCGGUACAGUGACUGAGGUGAUCAAUAAUCCAGCGCUGCGAUACUCUAACUUCAGUGCCAACUCCAAGACGCCUUGGGUGGCCGCGAUCGAAGAGGAUCAUACCAUUGACGAACCAGCCCAGGUUCAAAACCGCCUCGUGGCCAUCAACUCGGAUACAGGGGCCGUCGUCAGAAUUGUAGAAGGUGCUGACUUCUACUACCCACCCGAACUCAACUACGAUGGCUCCAAGAUUGCCUGGCUUGAAUGGAACCGGCCAGAUGUGCCAUGGUGCUCGGCGAAGCUGUACUGGGGGCUGCUCAAAGACGGAUCCGUCUCCGACGUCCAGCUUGUGGCGGGUGGUCUCUUAGCUGGCGUCGCCGAGCCUCGUUGGGGACCUGAUGACACUCUCUACUUCGGCAUGGAAAAGACCAACUACCGCCAGCUAUUCAAGCUCAAGCCAGGGGACAAGGAGGCUCAGCAAAUCACACCCCCCGAACUAUCCAACGCCGAGUUCGCCGAGUUGGUCUGGAUGCCGGGAUCUCGCACAUACGCCCCUCUAUCGGCAAGCACUGUUGUUGCUGCCGCAACCAUCAAUGGAGUCAGUCGCUUGGUCCUCAUCGAGGAUACAGCCACUGGCAAAUUUCGCUUCCUCGCCGAUGAGGGCGAGGUCAAUCAGAUUAUCCUUGACUCCCUCACCGGGCUUGGCGAGGACAGCUUCAUCGGCAUAUUCAGCGGCAGCGUCAAAAACACCCAUCUCAAGAUAUUCAACAUCCAGAACCCCGCUGCUGACAGGGUGGUGCGCAAAUCUACAGAUCACGAAUUGCCCGACGCAUGGAUCGCUAAACCCGAAGAGCUCCGUGUCCCCUCCAAGGGCUCCCCUUCGCGCACCAUCUACGGAUUCCUCUGGAUGCCGCAAAACCCAGAUCAUGCCGCCCCCGAGGGCACCCUCCCGCCCCUCAUCAUCAAGACGCACGGCGGACCAACCGGGAACUUCGGCCCAGGCCUCCAGCUACGAUGCCAGUACUUCACCUCUCGCGGCUACGCCGUCGUAUGCCUUAACUACCACGGCUCCAUCGGCUACGGUCGCGCGUACCGCGACGCCCUCUGGGGCACCUGGGGCAUCCUCGACACGGACGACGCCGCCGAGGUGGCUGAGCAUCUUGUCUCCGUCGGGCGCGUCCGCGAAGGCUCCGUCGGCUGCACGGGGAUCAGCGCGGGAGGAUACAACACGCUCAUGUGCGUGACGAGGCACCCAAAACUGUGGGCAGGGGCCGUCGACGUGUCCGGCAUCUGCGACCUGGAGUCAUUCUACAACAGGACGCACAAGCUCGAGAUCGACUACACGGAGGCGCUCGUCAUCGAGAAAGUUGGCGCGACCGAUGAGGAGAAGCUGGCGGUGUACAGGGAGAGGAGCGCGAUAUGUCAUACCUCGAAGAUUGAGACCCCGCUGUUGAUCCUCCACGCUGAACAGGAUACUGUCGUACCCAUGAACCAGGCAACUGAUAUCGAGAAGGCUCUCAAGGAGCGAGGGAAAGAGGUGAGGCUGGUGAGAGUACCUGACGAUGGCCACUCUCUGGCCAAGCCGCCGAGCGCGAGGAUUUGGCUGGACGAGGAGGAAAAGUGGUGGAGGAAGACCCUGCUGUGA
Messenger RNA from Clonostachys rhizophaga, 1944 nucleotides. NCBI's taxonomy places the organism in Eukaryota, Fungi, Ascomycota, Sordariomycetes, Hypocreales, Bionectriaceae. The record is from the annotation of a GenBank genome assembly.